AUAGGAGGAACAUUAAGGCCAUUCCUAUUCUUCUCAUGGAGGCGGACUCUACAUUCAAGGCCGCGAAACUUCCUGGCUUCUAACCGGACGAGGUUCCUGAGGACUACUCGGCAACAUGAAGAUUCCGGUUUUGUUCUCAUUCAUUCUUAUUUCUCUGUACACCAAUGCAGUUAAAUCCAUAGGAUCUAGUUCUAAAAACAAGAAUGAUGAAAGUAAAGCAAAUACAGAGGUUAAGAAUGAAGUUGUAGAGGCAGCAGCUUCCACUGUAAGUGGAGAUAUAGCUAUCGACACGUCUGCAAUUGAUAUUUCAAGACCUGAAACAUCAAACAUCUAUGGACUUGAUUUUGGAGCAGAUGAUGUGAAAUCAAAAACCUUUUAUCCAGGAAAUAGCAUCUAUACAACUCGCGUUUUAGAUAAUGGAGUACUGAUCUGGGAAGGUAAAGGGGAAGAGAAAUGCCAAACAGUGGAGUUUUAUUCUAAAGGAGACUCCAAGUUGUUAAAGCUUUUAAUCAUUGUGGGAAGUUCUUCUAACGUCGGUAACGUCUACUUUGAGAAAGUUAAUGGUAAGUGGAAGAAUAUAGAAAAGGGAGUUGACUUUGAUAAGAAACUUGAAGGAUUAAAUAAAUGAGUAGAUCAGCGAUAACUUAGUACCUACAUGUCAUUAGUAAAACCAAAAGUUGGUAGAUUUAACACAUGGAAUCACAAACAACCGAUCUGGUUUAUGUAUAACCUAAUCGCAUUUCUUGUAUCAUGUAGAUGGACUAGGUGUAUUAGUACACUAACUUUAUAGUCUCUACAUCCUUCUUAGACGAGUCUAAGUUGCUCGUUCAAAACUGUUGAGGAUCAGACAAAUCUACUGACUCCAGGAAUGGAUCUAAACUCACUCUUCUUGAGCUAGUAGACUUGUGAUCAUUAAAAGUACGUUAUUUCAUGCUGUAUAACUAUGAAUAGCCCUUUUACCAUGGAUGUAAAGGGAACUUUUGGUACAAAAGUGGAAGUAUAAGGAUAGCGAAUUGAUUAAAAUUAAGCCAGUGAAUUACCACAAGGAAUGAAGCGGAUGUUAUCCACGGAAAUAUCUCAAGCAUGAAUAUUCUUUAAACAAGACUACUGAAUGCGGUUUGGAUAGUUCCUCAAGAUUUAAAAAAUAAUGCAGUAAAUCCUAGAGACAAAUAUCUAGGUUAAGUCCACCUUUUAAUCAGUAUAAUCCAAUGUUUUGUCUUUAU
This is a messenger RNA of Theileria equi strain WA, 1223 nucleotides long. RefSeq names its product signal peptide containing protein. Bases 116 to 628 code for a protein of 170 amino acids. The record is from RefSeq and is a predicted model, not a curated record. Lineage: Eukaryota; Apicomplexa; Aconoidasida; Piroplasmida; Theileriidae. The transcript has a single exon.